Molecule: messenger RNA, 3065 nt
Organism: Xenopus laevis (African clawed frog)
Lineage: Eukaryota; Metazoa; Chordata; Amphibia; Anura; Pipidae
Gene: tmem87a.L
Product: transmembrane protein 87A L homeolog
Exons: 20
Coding region: 14-1690 (558 amino acids)
Biological process (GO): retrograde transport, endosome to Golgi
Cellular component (GO): cytosol; membrane; Golgi membrane
Source: RefSeq, a predicted model, not a curated record
UCUGGUGUCGGUGAUGGCGCUGCCAGGUUGCCGGUGUUUGUUGGCUCUCCUGUUUAUCGGAAUAAUUGGAUGCAGUAUCCUACAUCCGGCUCGGGCAGCGGAUCCUUCUCAAUGGAGAUUACGGAUGCCUCUGGAAAGCUCAUUUUUCUUUGGAAAGAUUCUUUUUCAGAACUCUACGAUCUAUAUCAAAUUUGAUGGUGAUCAUGAUAAGUGCAAUUCCAGUGUGACUUAUAACAUUAUCUGGGUGCUGCGAUACUGUGACUGCUACAAUGAGAUCUCCAGUUUAGAGGAACGGGCCCUAAAAAACUAUCUCACUUCGCCUGGAGUGAUGCUCAGCGGAUGGACUGGAGCUCAAGCCAACAUGACUAUUUCUGGCAAGAACUGCAAUGAGCUCCUCAACCCUCAGAGGUAUUACCAAGAAUUUCCUGUGCCGGUGAUCAUUAAUGAAGGCAAUCAAGAGCUUUUACAGAAAAGAGAAAAUGGAACAAAUAAAACAAUGCCUUUGGAGAACCCUGUAAUGAAUGCAGUCAUGAAGACAUGGCAGGAUGGACCAUAUAUAUUUAUAGUGAAUGUGACAAAAAACAUUCCCCAAGAUUCAAGCUCUAAAGAUGCAGCUUUACCCAACAACAAAGAUUUUCCCUUCUCUAUGAUUGUGGAAGUAAAGGGCCCCUAUGAUUACCUAACACUGGCUGACUACCCACGUAUGAUUUUCUUCAUGGUGAUGUGCAUUGUGUAUGUGCUUUUUGGGGUUUUAUGGCUUGCCUGGUCAGCCUGCUACUGGAGGGACCUGCUGCGGAUCCAAUUCUGGGUUGGAGCAGUGAUAUUUCUGGGCAUGCUGGAAAAAGCUGUGUUCUAUGCAGAAUUCCAAAACAUCCGCUACCACGGAGAGCCAGUGGAAGGAGCUGUGAUCUUGGCUGAACUGUUAUCUGCUGUGAAAAGAUCUUUAGCCCGAAUUCUCGUAAUUAUUGUCAGCUUGGGAUACGGUAUUGUUAAGCCUCGGCUUGGUGCUACCUUACAUAAGGUUGUUAUGGCUGGAGCUCUCUACCUGCUAUUCUCUGGCAUGGAAGGUGUUCUCAGAGUCACAGGUGCGCAGUCUGACCUUGCUUCCCUGGCUUUCAUUCCUCUGGCUUUUCUUGACACUGCCUUAUGCUGGUGGAUCUUCAUAAGCCUAACACAAACCAUGAAACUGCUGAGACUCCGAAGGAAUGUGGUCAAACUGUCUUUGUACAGACACUUCACCAACACCCUCAUCCUGGCUGUAGUAGCAUCAAUUGUAUUCAUAGUCUGGACCACUAUGAAGUUCCGUCUGGUAGAUUGUCAGUCGGACUGGCAAGAGCUGUGGGUGGAUGAUGCCAUCUGGAGGUUGCUCUUUUCAAUGAUUUUAUUUGUAAUCAUGAUCUUGUGGAGGCCAUCGGCAAAUAACCAGAGAUUUGCCUUCUCUCCACUAACUGAAGAAGAUGAGGAUGAUGAGCAGAAGGAGCCAAUGUUGAAAGAAAGCUUUGAGGGAAUGAAAAUGAGAAGCUCAAAGCAAGAAACGAACGGAAACGCUAAAGUGGCCAAAGCUGAGGAUGAUCUGAAGUGGGUAGAGGAGAACAUCCCAUCUUCUGUUACAGAUGUAGCUCUCCCUGCGUUGCUGGAUUCAGAUGAGGAGAGGAUGAUAACACACUUUGAAAGGUCCAAGAUGGAAUGAAGACAUGGUUAAAAGGUCAAUGAAUAUGGUGGACUCUGCCUGUGAGGAGGAGCAAUGCAGCAUACCAAGCAUUUCAGAUCUGGGGCCCCUUUCAUUCGUAAAGAUGGACUGGUGUGAAGUCUUAAAGCUACCCUCCUAAAUUAUUUUAUGUUAGGCUCUUAUCUCCUCUCAAAGUCAAAGAACAUGACCCAUUCCCUCCAUAUCUAAACACAUUGUCAGCCAUUGUCACUUAUAUUAUUAAUAGAAUUUCUUGUAUCAAACUCUUCAUGAUCCCUUUAUGGCCACCAGAGCUGGAAUGCAAUGCUCUUCUGGUGACUGGAAGGACUGUGACUUCUCCUGCACUUUAGGAUUAUACGUAUAAUUUAAUAUUACUCCGCUAAAGACCCAGAAAGUUUUCUUGUUCUUGCAUUUACAUGGUUUGCUAAUACUGGUGAAAGUUCUAGGGGAAGCAGUUAUUUAAUUAUUUUUUAUUUGUGCUUUUAUUUUUCUGGGCCUUUUUAUUUACAAAAUGCAAGUCUACAUUUGUUUUGGCUGUGCUGCUAAUUCCUGACAAACAACAUCAGGCUUUUUAAGACUGUAGGUUAAAACUGUGAAGUACGCCAGUAGAAGGACUUUAUAACUGCUACACAAAAGCCUUCGGGGGGGGGGGGCUAGAUGUCGGACAGGUCAAAACUAAGAACUUGAGGAUAUUCUGAAAGCAAUAUAGAAAAUUAUUUAUCAAAGAGAAACCAGGUAAAAAGAGUAGGUUCUUGGCUUUAAUCAGUAUUUUCAGGGUGUUCUUCCUAUGUAAUAGCGGUCAACAUGGAUUGUAAAUUAAACUGUAAAUGGUUAGGGUUGCUUCAAAUAACAGAGUAACAAUGUACAAGUACAGAAUCUAAUAUUCAGAAUGCUUGGGACAAUGGGUUUUCCGGAUAAGGGAUCUUUCCGUAAGUUGGAUCUCCAUACCUGCUAAAAAUCAUGUAAACAUGAAAUAAACCCAAUAGGGUUGUUUUGCCACCAAUAUAGAGCCAUUCAGUUUAGUUUGGAUCAAGUACAAGGUACUGUUUUAUUAUUACAGAGAAAAAGGAAAUAACUUAAAAAUGUGAAUUAUUUGCUUAAAAUUUACUAUGGGAGAUGACCUUUUGGGUUUCCUGAUAAGGGAUCCCAUACUUGUACUCUCCACAAGGCCCAUACCCAGGACCUUGUUUUCUUCUUUAGUUCUACUUGGAGAUGGAUUUCCAGAGUAUAAAAGAAUGGACUGUAGCACAAAUCUAUUGGACACAGAACCUGCACACUUAUUUUGUUUUUAACGUUAUUUGCCGUUUGAGUGAUGUCUGUGCUUUCUGAGCAAGAUGUUUUUGUUCUUUUUAUAAAUAUAAAAUAACUUAAGAAAUCA